Molecule: messenger RNA, 1449 nt
Organism: Suillus clintonianus
Lineage: Eukaryota; Fungi; Basidiomycota; Agaricomycetes; Boletales; Suillaceae
Exons: 8
Coding region: 1-1449 (482 amino acids)
Source: RefSeq, a predicted model, not a curated record
AUGCACUUGAAUGUGAAUACUGCUUACAAGAAGCAGGCAGCCAUGGAGACUUUGCAAUCACAUUCCAAGAUCAUUGCUAUCUAUGACAAAUACCUCAUGUUAGACACUUGGCUUCCUUAUCAGGUUCCCACACUGCAACCUCUCGUUGAUGAUGAGAAGCGCAAGCCACAAGAAUUCUUCACAAAUCAUUCCAACUGGGAAGCGACAGAGGUUACACUUGGACUGAAGCUGAACCUGGUGAUUGUAUUAUUCCACUUGGAUCGCCUAACAUAUAUUCACAUUUUGUAUUGCACUGGGCAUCAACCCUCCGCAUCUCCACUGCCUAAUCACAUCAUAGAAAAUGACAUUUUGAUGUAUGAUGCUGAGUGUCAAGCCCAAGUUUUCAGCCCUCCAAUUGAGCCUCAAGCUCCCUCUUCUGCGACUCAGAUGAGAGAUGCGAGCACAAGUCCCAUCAUUAGCUCCAAAUCUGUGGACUUCUCGCACCAAACUCCUUCACUGGCAAGACCUUUUCCACUGCCUUCUGCCAUCAAAGAUCAUCUCAAUCGGCUUGUUGCACAGCACUUUCUCGAACUAUCUGAUCAUGUCUUGGUUCCAGCUCUGGAGAAUGCUGUCGAUAGCUUGAUCCCUUCUGUGGUUGAACAGAUAUCAGACAAUAUAAAAAAUGCCACUAUUGGUCCCCAAUCCCAUGGUCGUAAGGGUAAGGAUAUCUUAUCAGAUACGCAAUUAAGUGAUAGUGAGGAUGAUUUGAAACCAAGUCCUUGUAGGAAGCGUCCUGGCAAGCGAGGCCUGAGGAAUUGUUUACAUGUUGCAUUCUGGACCUAUCUAGAAGAGAACAGGCAUCUCAAGGGAAAAAAUUGCUCACUGCCUCAAUCUCCUUCAUUAGAAACUCUUCAUGUGUUCAACAACAACAAUGACUGCAUCCCCACCCAAGGCGAUAUAUCCAUUGAUUGGAAUAACUCACUGAAGAAAUCUCCUUGGAACACGGAAGUCAUUAACCUCCUAGUCAUUACUUUUCAAGCGAAAGUCAGCAAUGGCACCUUUGCAAAAGUCAUCUUUGAUGCAGAAACCAUAAGCCUCGACAAUCUGUGCACAUUGUGCAUUGAGAAACUACGCCAAAUCCAAGUGCAGCAUCGACAACACAUUCAGAUUGGUAAAUUUGCCAAUGUUGAAGACAUGAAUCAGGCUUCUCGCAAAUUAUCAUUGAAGCAACCGACUGGACAGUUAGAUGUUGAACAGAUGAGUGGUGAUGAAACAGACACCCCACUAGGGGUGACUCCGAAGGUGGUAAGGCGAGUUGGCCUUCCAUGGCUCAGCCUUGACAUCAAUGCUUUUGAAUCAGCUGGAGGAACAUUGAUAAAAGUUGGUCCAUUAGAGCUGUGCGCUCAGGACCCAGGAUUUGUGUGCAACCCUCAAACUGCAACACAUUUUAGCACUUAUAUGAAAAAUUGA